Brassica napus (rape) is the source of this 713-nucleotide messenger RNA. Its product is annotated as S-protein homolog 25-like. The coding region runs from base 98 to 529 and encodes 143 amino acids. The transcript has a single exon. NCBI's taxonomy places the organism in Eukaryota, Viridiplantae, Streptophyta, Magnoliopsida, Brassicales, Brassicaceae. The record is from RefSeq and is a predicted model, not a curated record.
UAGCUAAAUCCAUUUUACAAAAAGAAUUUUAUUUGGUACUCCAAAUAAAAAGGUCUUCCACACAAAAGAAUUAUAAUUACUAAACGAUACUCAAAUCAUGGUUUUAGAUACCAAACAAAUGAACUACUUUGUACUUUUUAUAUUAGUGACCUCUACAUAUUUUGGGCUAAAUGAAGCCUGCAAAAAGAAUCAAGUAGAAAUUCAUAAUCAACUCGGUCCGGGUAAAGUUCUCCAAUUUCAUUGUCGUUCCGGGGACGACGAUAUAGGUGUAAAAACCUUAAACUUCAAUGAUGUUCCAUAUAUCAUUAGAUUCCACGAUGAGAUACCGAAUUUAACAAAGUGGGACUGUAUUUUAAGGCAAGGACCUAAGAUGGAGUAUUCUUAUGACGUUCAAGUAUACAAAGCAGGACCAAGACUUAUCCCUCGAUGUGGUCAGCUACGUGUAUGGACUGCAAAAAUUGAUGGGAUAUAUUUUACAAGAAAAUUAAGUCUACCAUCCGGUUUUGCAUUGUCUUGGAAUAAAGGAUAACUCGUGCUUCAUCCGCGCGUACACUGUUUCCACUUUUAUAAACUUCAAAAUUUGGUUAUGGUAAAAUUUCAAAUUUGUUGGUUAAAAUUUGGUGUUAUAUAUUAUAUGACUCUAUAAUACUAUUGUUCAUGUGUAUUCUUCCACAUUAUUAUUAUGUAAUAUCUUAUAAAAGAAGUUAUUGCAA